AGUUUCAAGUCAGCAGCGUCCCCAGCAGCCAACAAAGAGCCAUCGUUUCCGACGAGUUUUUCCACGGAUUUUGGUUCGUUGGGGCAAGGAAAAGUAUUUUCCACCUCCCCUCCCAGGAAGUGUUUGGUGCAAAUGGAAGUGUGAUCAAAUAUUAAAAUCAAUCAUGCAGAAAGGCGAGAAAAUUCUACUGGAGGAAUGUAUCGUGUCGGGACAUUUCGGGGAAUGCAUUCCAGCUGGCUGAGCAGUGGUGGAGAUUUUUGGGGAAUCUCUCUGAAAAAGACACAGGGAAAACGAACAGAUUUUUUUUCCAGAAUAAAUCAACGUUCAAUCAUCGAAAACACCCAAUAACCGUAGCGCAAGACACUUUGUUUACAAACAUGCAUCCAGAAUCCCGCAGUUCCGACCAGCCACAAUCAUUCACCACACAGUCGCUGCUUGAUAAGACCCGCCGUAUCACCGGCACAAAUAUAAUGGCUACAAUCACUUCGACUAUGUAUAACGACUGCCCCCCAUCCGGACCGCGCGCCGUUGAUGAAUUUAACACUUUGACCGGCUCCGGACACUUAGUUGCAAUUGAGCUGUCUUCCUGGUUGGUAGCGAUGAACACGAAAGUGACCGCAGUGCUCGCGACGUUGGCGCUACAGAUCGUCCUGGUCUGGCCCGCAGCGGUUCCCGGUUGUCCGGAGGAACCCUCCACACCACCAGUGUCAGCGGAUCCAUCCCCCUGGACCGCCCGAAACCCGGAACAGACGAUGUACGCGUACGUGCGCUGCCUGAACGACUCGACGGCCAGCGUAGAGCAGAAGAUCCGGUGGGUCCGCUGGCAGCCGGAUGCGUCCACCGAGAGCCAGUGCUACGUCAAGUGCGUCAGUGAAGAGCUGCGACUGUUUGACGUGCGCGAGCGCCGAUUCCGGCCGGAACGGUUCGUGCUGCAGGCAGAGUCGUACGGUCGGGGGGACGUCAACGGUGAGUUGGACAAGCUGCGCACGAACGCGGAACCGAUGCUCGCGGGAUCGCUCGAGGAGGCGACCUGCGAGGCCGUGUUCAACAAGUACGCGACCUUCUACACGACGCACACGGAGACGAUUCUGCGAAUGUUCCACGGAGAUCACCGGGAUUUGGUGGAAACGUAUGGGAAGUUGGGCGAUAAGGUGAAACAGAUCGGGGAGACGUUCGUGGCGUACUGUGAGAAGCGGUACGGAGGCAGCUGGAGCGAGGACGAGGCUUGUCCGGCGUCGGCGCUGGUGGAUUGUGUGCUACGAGGGUUCCGCUGGAUUACGGAGGAAGGGGACGUUAACGUCAACGAAAUCCGCCGUGACUACGCGGCUGCCGGGUUCGGCGAUAGUGGCGAAGCCAGCUGCCAGAACGCGUCCGGUGCUCGUGAACUGUUCCACUGUCUGCGAGAGGCCAGCCCCGCCAGCCUGAACCAAGUGAUAAGGGAGCGCAACCAGCGGACGGCAUUCUACUUCGACGCAGCGUCCCAGGAGGAACCGUGGCGAUCGGCCGUCGAGUUUGGCCAGCAACGGAUGCAGCUUUAGUGAUACUUGGAUUUGAAAUACUUUCAAUUUUUUUAAAUAAAUUUGGUGUUGUAAAUGUUGUAUAUCACAAAA
Culex quinquefasciatus (southern house mosquito) is the source of this 1610-nucleotide messenger RNA. RefSeq lists its product as uncharacterized. Lineage: Eukaryota; Metazoa; Arthropoda; Insecta; Diptera; Culicidae. Gene Ontology annotation, molecular function: odorant binding. Gene Ontology annotation, biological process: sensory perception of smell. The coding region runs from base 378 to 1538 and encodes 386 amino acids. The transcript has 3 exons. The record is from RefSeq and is a predicted model, not a curated record.